Molecule: messenger RNA, 657 nt
Organism: Solanum lycopersicum (tomato)
Lineage: Eukaryota; Viridiplantae; Streptophyta; Magnoliopsida; Solanales; Solanaceae
Source: RefSeq, a predicted model, not a curated record
AUGGUUUCUUUUCAAUGUUUGUUUUUCUAUACAAUUCUUUUUAUUCUUAAUUUCUUCAAUGGAUUUUCUGAACAAGAAAAUUCAAGAAUUCAUAGAGUUUAUCAUAGGAGAAACCAAAUAAUACCAACAAUUUAUGUUGAUAAAUCUGGCCAUGGAAAUUAUUCAACUAUUCAAUCAGCAAUUGAUUCUGUUCCUCCAUAUAACCAAGAUUGGAUAUGUAUAUACAUCACAGCUGGAACAUAUAGGGAACAAGUGAAAAUUCCUGUAGAAAAGCCAUAUAUCUAUCUCAAAGGAGAAGGAAGAAGAAAAACCAAUGUUACAUGGGAUGACUAUGGGUCUAUUGAUUCUGAUGCAACUUUCUUCUCUGAAGCUGAUUAUACACUUGUCAAAAGCAUAACUUUUAUGAAUUCUUAUAACAUUCCUCUAAAAGGCAGCAAAAAUAUGAGCCAAGCACUGGCAGUAAAGAUUUCUGGAGAUAAAUCAACAUUUUAUAGAUGUGGAUUUAUUGGAGUGCAAGAUACAGUGUGGGAUGUACAAGGAAGACAUUAUUUCAAACUUUGCACUAUUGUUGGAGCUAUUGAUUUCAUCUUUGGUAAUGGUCAAUCUAUUUACGAGGUAAAAUUGUUUGCAGUUAUAUUUUUGUAUUUUGGUUAUUAA